Molecule: messenger RNA, 2820 nt
Organism: Alosa alosa (allis shad)
Lineage: Eukaryota; Metazoa; Chordata; Actinopteri; Clupeiformes; Clupeidae
Gene: gabpb2a
Product: GA binding protein transcription factor subunit beta 2a
Exons: 8
Coding region: 150-1406 (418 amino acids)
Biological process (GO): positive regulation of transcription by RNA polymerase II
Cellular component (GO): nucleus
Molecular function (GO): transcription cis-regulatory region binding; protein binding
Source: RefSeq, a predicted model, not a curated record
CGGUGGCAUCGGCUGCCAUCUUUGAACCGAGGGAAAAUCUAAAACAAUAUUUGUUUUCAUAAAGUUGUCGGGCUAGAAAGGAAAAAUCAGUCCAUCUAAUGUGGAUAUAGAUCUGCAUCAAAUAAUUUCUCCACCAACGACAGAGAAAGAUGUCGCUGGUGGAUUUGGGGAAGCGGCUUCUAGAGGCUGCGCGGAAAGGAGAGGACGAUGAGGUCCGAACACUGAUGGCCAAUGGAGCACCUUUCACCACAGACUGGCUGGGCACAUCGCCCCUGCACCUGGCUGCCCAGCAUGGGCACUACUCCACGGCAGAAGUGCUUCUCCGCGCAGGCGUCAGCAGAGAUGCCCGCACCAAAGUGGACAGGACCCCUCUGCACAUGGCAGCUGCUGAGGGACAUGCUGUUAUCGUGGAGUUGCUUGUCAGGAGUGGCGCGGACAUCAAUGCCAAAGACAUGCUGAAGAUGACCGCUCUACACUGGGCAACGCAGCAUGGCUACCACAAGGUGGCUGAGAUGCUACUGAAACACGGUGCUGAUGCACAUGCCCUCAGUAAAUUCGACAAGACACCACUUGACAUUGCGAUCGACAUCCAGAAUGCUGACCUCAUCAUAUUGUUACAGGAGGCCAUGCAGACCCAGGUGAACAUCAGCGCUGAAGCGGGCAUCACUGGUGGAGCGUCGGGGCCUCAGUUCAUCAUCCAGGCCAUCCCGGGGAUGCAGGGAGGGGUCGUGAACCUGGCUGACCUCAUCAAGAAUAACUCAGGCGACACUGAGGAGGCCAUCGCUGCCAGCACCCUGGAUUCCAGCAUUCAACAAAUGGUCAAUGAGGGAGGUCAAAGGGUCAUCACCAUAGUAACAGAUCAGCAUGGCAACCUGCAGACGACAGGCGGGCUGUCACAGCCGUUCUUUGUGACCAUGCAACACGGUCAGCAGAUGUUGGCGGUCCCAGCCAAUCAGAUCACAGAGGAGGUCGUGGAGGAGGAGCCCCAGCCACCUCCUGCCAGGAAAAGAAAGAUAGAAAUCUCAGCCAAUCACACAGAAGCUGAAGACACGGAGUUGCUGCAGCGGCAGCUGCAGGAGGCGAACUGCAAGGUGCAGGAGUACCGGCAGCAGCUCAUGAGGAAGGAGCAGGAAGCCGAGCAGUACCGCAUCAAACUGCAAGCCAUCAGCCACGGCCAGAGCAACGGCAACGCUACGGGCGAGGAGGAGGGCGCACCGCAUGAGGAGGAGGAGGAGGAGGAGGUGGUGGAGGAGGAGGAGGUGGUGGUGGAGAGCUCGGCGCACGCCGGGGAAGAGCUCCUGGUGCUGUCGGAAGGAGCGGUCAUCGUCAAGGCCGAGGAGCUGGACUCAGAGCAGCAGCUCACGCUAGUGGAGGCCACGUCCUCCCACACAGAGGUGAUCUCCUAACCACUGCAUGGACAGACCGACAGGGAGCCGGGUGGACAGAUGGAUGGAAAGAGAGAGAGAGGUGGGGAAAGAUGGAGAAACGGAGAGAGGACUCUGCUGGUGUAGGAAAGGGACCGCGUCCUACUGACGUCCUUCAUUUUAUUUUUGUUUUUUGUUUGUUUGUUUGUUUGUUUGUUUUACACUCACCUAUCCAUGGUGCCUCAGAAGUUUUUCCCAUGAUGCCCAGAGCCAGAGACGAGACCACAUCGUUCCCCCAGCUUUUCCUCAGGGCCAACAAUAUGCUCGUAGUUCUCCCAUCUGUUAAACCUCUUACUUAACUUGUUUUGUCUCUGUCUGUCUGCGAACUGCAAAGCCUUAUUGGGGUUUCAUGGUAUUAGGUUUACUGCUCUUUACUGUGAUGUCAGUUCAUUGAGUUUUGAGAGAUUGUGUUCCUGUGACACUUGUUCAGGUUAUGAUCUCGAGUCUGACUAUAAUAAUCCCGGUCCAAAACUACAGUGAAUAGCUUUGUUUAAAGAUUUUUUUUACCGAAAUGAGGAAAAUAUUUUUUAGAAUAUAAUAAAAAAUACCUUGAUGAUGAGCAAGAAAGAAACACCUAUGUCAUUCCAGAGUGUGCAUCAAAUGGCUGUAUUGUUUUGGAUGAUUAAACGGCCCAAGACGAUUCAUGAAGUAACAACAAUGACUAUUUCUCUUUGUCCUGAAGUAGAUACUGUCAUUGUUUGGAUGCAGGAUCAAUUGUUUACCUAUAUGAUUUAUAUGUAAGGUUUAUCAGGGAUCAGCAGUGUGUUGAAAAAUAUUUUGGGAGAAAUAUAUGGCAUAAAGAUGCAGUUAGGCACAACUGUAUAGAAUAGACUGCAUAGAAUACUCAUUUUUUCAAAAAUGGUCAGGACAAAAAGAUGUGUUAUAACUUUGGACCAUUACGGUACACUAUAACUUAAUUUACACAUUAACUUCUAUACUCAUUUCAUACAUCUGCUCCUAAGAAUGUUACACACUACCAAUACCAGCAUCAUGGGUUUAGCCUCGCAAAGGAACAUAUUGAUAUAAAUGUCCACUACAUCUGUGCCCUGGCCUAUAUUACCGUGGAUGAGGAAGCUGCCUGCAUUGCAAUUGUAUUGGUUUGAAUUAAAGUACUUCAAGAUACCAGUACUGAAGAAAUAACCACACAGGAAAAGUUGCCUUAUUUGAAGUUCCUUUUAAUUUCUUUUAAAAUACCUUCAGUAAGUCAUGAUUGAUUGUGUCAGAUGAUUGUAAACCUUCAUACGGAGAUGGACAUGAUACAACAAAGGAAGAAUAUGAUCAAGACACUGCAUAAAACAAUUGCAGACCAAGACCUUCAGCUUAGAAUUGCCUCAAUAUAAAGCUUGGAGAAAAGGAAUAUGAUGCAUGUAGUGAUUACAUUUUUUUUAAAAAAGCA